GCUAUCGGUCUGACUUCCGUGGCCAAUACAGAGAGCGAGACCGUCAACCGAUUGUCGUCACACCGUGUUUGAGGUCCGACAUGGGCCGCGGAUGAGUGCUAUCAACCGUGACCGAUUUAUGCCGGGACGAUCGGCGUUAAAGUGUCGCGCGUUGUAGUUAUGACGGUGAAGCGCACUCGAUCAUAUUGCAAGCGCUUCGGCGAAUUGUCGGUACGCGCGAGUGGAGGCUCUCGAAUGGCGCCCACGCAGGACGUAUACCGGAGAGUGCGAUGCUAACAAGUAGUAAUAGUAGUAGUAGUAGUAGUAGUAGAAGUCCAGCUGACUCUGACAAAAUGGUAGGGCCCUCUCUAUCGGCGGGAGGUUAUAGAUUCGUACGUGCUACAUAAUCCGGUACCGUCGCGGUUAGGGUACGAUGAGUACUGAUAAUCAUGAUCAGUCCAAGCCCAAACCACCACCACCACCAUCGUCAUCGGCAUCGGCAUCGGCAUCGGUAUCGGCAGCAGCAGCAGCAGCAGCGGCGGCAACAUUACCACCACCACCGCCGCCGCCACCGCUACCACCUCCACCUGCGAUACCGCCAUCGCCAUCACCACUACCACCAUCGUCUACGCGGAACAACGUCCCCGUCGACGAGUACGCUUUCGACGGCACGCGCAUCAAGAAAGAACAAAGUGACAUUUGUUUCGAGAACGGCGACGGCGCCGGUGCCAGCAACGUCAGUGGAGGCGGCGGUGGUGGCAACGGUGGUGGCAGCGGUGCUGGAGGAAACGGUGGAAUCACAAAAGCCGGUAUCAACGACAACAAGAGACCGCCGGCCACCCCCGCUCCCAUUGCCGGUAGGCUCUCCAACGGCUUCCACGAAGGCGACCUACUUCAGGACAUCAUCGCGGCCAAGUUCACGACCCUGGCGAAUCACGGCUCCACCGGCAAGAACGACAAGAUUCGUCUGAUGAUUGAGGACAGCGUCAGUGAAGAAUCAAAAUCACGAGUUCAGGAAAUAUUUUCCCAAGUUGAGCAACUUAAAAUAGAGGAAAAAUUGUUGCUGUACCUGAAGCUUCCAUUGUCAUUGAACAAUACUGGAGGAACUGUUGAUCCAUUGAGGCAGCCAUUAAAUCCAUUAGGAAAUCGUUAUGAAAUUCAUCAGACUAUUAUGUGGAUUAAAACACAUUUGGAAGAGGAUCCUGAAGUUUCCUUACCGAAACAAGAGGUCUAUGAAGAAUAUAACAUGUAUUGUAUAAGGAAUUCUAUGAAACCACUGUCAACUGCAGAUUUUGGAAAAGUUAUGAAACAAGUCUAUCCACGGGUACGUCCUCGAAGACUAGGCACAAGAGGCAAUUCUCGUUAUUGCUAUGCAGGAAUGCGCAAGAGAGUUAAAUUGGAAGCUCCGACGCUGCCUAACAUAUCUGGAAAUCAAACUGAGGAUGGUACAGAAGAAAAUAUUACCGAAGAAAUGUUAGGUGCUGCUUCUACAUUGAUUAGGGAAUGGGCAGAAAGUGUGUUAGGUUUUAAAUUUCCAACUUUGAGUGCCUUAGCACGUCAUCUUGUGGAUAAUCUUUGUGUCGAUACGCGAUCUCUAGCUGCUGUGUGCAUUUUAUGCGCUUCCAGGGAACCUGAUACUUCAUCUAACGAAGAGUCAACGACUGGUUUGUCAGUUACAUCAAUAUCUGGAAAACCAGGAAAAUUAAGAGAAGCACAAAUACAAUUACAACGUAAGCUACAACAACGAGAGCAUAUAAAAGAUCAAAAGCAUAGGCAUAUUGACAAUGUUACACAGAAUCAGAAUAAAGAAAAGAUUAUUGAUAAUAAAGCAGGAGUAAACAAAGGAAGUAAGAAAGUUAAGACCAAUCAGUUGCCUCAGGGUACAAAUAUGCCAGCUGGACAAUAUGUGUUGAACAAACACAAUUUACCUGCCACUGUAACAGUUCGGCAAAAAAAGGUUCUUAAAGCUAGCAGUCAACCCUGCAACAACGUUUCUCCGGAAUCCAACUGUGAUAAUAUAGUGGUACAAUCGAUCGAAGAUGUUCAGAAUAAUAGCAGCACUAGAGUAGUAACGACCAAUUGCGUGAAUUCAAAGCGAGACGUUAAACCUAAAAAUUCCAGAAAGCGUGCCAAUCUUAAUGUACCAAAUCAACCAUCGGAAUCCAGUCCUGAGAAGCAAACAAAACUUACAGAACAACAGGUACAUGAAAAUGUAGAGCAUUCCAGUAUGUUGUUACCUAGGCUCUCAUCUGUACAACGUGCGGGGAAAAUAUCAGUGAUAUUAGCUAGUAACCUGAAGCCUACCAAGUGUAAAGCCACAGAGGCUGUUAGUAAUCAGCCUGCCAAAAACUGUGAUAUUGAAUUGCCAACAUGUUCCAAAAAUUCCAUCAAAAUAAAUGGUUGCCCCAGUAGUUUCGAUUCUAAUGGAAAUAGAACUGAAACAUCGACUCUUUUAACCAAGGAUCAACUACGAUUGUUGCAAGAAAAUUCAAACCUCAUAAGUAAGAAUGAUAAGCUCUGUUCUCUUGAUGCGGAUGCUUUGGAUGAUUAUUUAAACGGGGGUAAUAAUUCUCAAGAACAAGAAGAGGAAUUGUUGCAGUAUUUUCAACAGAAUAGUUCGUCUAGUUCAGAUGUAGAGGCAAAUGCCAUUACUGGGGACACAGAACAAAUAUCAAGAUCCGAUAAAGUGUCUCAAUUGAGAUUAAUAUUAGAACAAAAUCUAAAAGCUGGUACCGAGCAUCCACCGAUUGACAUAGUAUCCGCUACCAUAGUCAGGCAGAAUACAGUUAGUGAAAAACAGGAGGUUACUCAAACGCAUAAUUUGAUACUUCCAACAUUGUUAAAUCAUUCGAAUCAAACUAAUACAAGACGCAGGGUUAGUUUUGAAACUAAUGUCGUUGAACAUGUACAAGAUUCCAAUGUUGUUACGAAUACCGUACCUCAAAGCCCAAACACGCGUCGUAGGAUAUUUAAUUUCACACCAAUAUCGCCUGGUCCACAUUCACCUAUCAAUGGUCGUGCUUCCAAAUCCAAUUCCGCAAACGCAAGUCCUUUCGUUUCACCAAGAAAUACGCCAGUGCCUCGGUCACGGAGUAAUCUACAAGGUGGCAGCUUUAGAUCUCGAGCGAGUCAGAAGUCCUUGUCGCGUUCCAUAUCAUGCAGCAUGCCGUAUACUGGAAAAAACGAUACGUUUGUAGUACCUACCAGUGGUCCUGAAUUAGUGCGACAAGUAUCGAUGCCACAGUCACCUCUUACUUGUACAAAGUCAUCCGAAGUACAGGUUGGUGGUAGUGCGACGCACAUUGCUAUAACAUCGAAGCAAGAAAGUCAAGGAUCACAAUGCCCUCCAUUUUUAGCAUCGGAUUUAGCACCGCAAAAGCAACUGCUUAUUAAUUAUCCAAGUCAGGAAAAUUUACAAGAAAUUAAGAACGUGUAUCAAAGACCACAGCCAACGGAUCAGGAGAUCAGUGAAUUGUUGCUUGGCAAUAAACAAUUUACCACCGAACAGCUUUUUUGUAGAUCGCAAUCUGUUCCUUUACAUCGUAUGGUAAAUCCUGCGUUAAUGUCUCCUAUUUCAACACAGCAGUGUCUCUCAAGUUUUCAAAGUCAUAGUUUUAAUCCAUCUACAAGCAGUUCAAUAGCUCCUACUCCUGUACCUAGUGAAUUCAAUGAUUUUGGUUCUAUAGGUCAACCAGAAGGGACUUCUUAUUUAUUAAACGACGUCGAUCCAAACUUUAUAUCGGAUGACCAACAAUUUUUGAUGAACGAUAAAGAGAUUACAUCUGAAAAUAUAACAAAUAUUCUCAAUAUUCUGAGUGAAGAGGGAUCACAAAGUUUACAGAUUCUUCCGGAACAAUCUGGAGAAGAAGAUUUGAUAGAUAAUAAUGGGAUAGUUUUAGAUACUUUACCAAAUUCAAAUAUAAAUUUGUCAGAAGAAGAUAUGCUGGAUCCUUCGAAUGUUCUUGAUAGUUCAGUGAGUGGGGCAUUGCAGAAGAUUAUACAAUCUCGUUCUUAUCCAAACACACCUCUUCCUGCACCGGUAUCGACAUAUACACCAUCUUAUGCAGAAGAUAGUAAUGGUUCAAGAUCAUAUCCUUCAACACCUCUGCAUACAGUACAGUCUCAGGAAGUUUAUCAAGAGUCAAACGAACCAAUGCUCUCCAGUCCUACACUUAAUUCUUUGAAUUUACACGGAGAUACAACGAGUAUCGCUACAUCGGAUAAUGGCUGUAGGAAUGUUGCAGAUUUACUCGAGACCACUUUCCUUGGAGAGCCCGAUGGAGAAGCCGAUGAUCUGGAUCCUCUUAGCAAUUUUGAUGGAUUGCAAGAUGUUGAUCCAUUGACUCCUUUAUUCAAUGAAGUGACAGAGCCUAAUCGUUGAGAAAGGUCUAUUUUGACAGAGGUAACUCAGAUAUUGCAUUCUUUAUAGAAAUUUAUUCAAUAUUUUUUUAUGUAGUCGCAUGUUUUUCAAUUAUAUCAUAUACAGUACUUUGUAUAAUAAUAGAUACAUAUAUUAUUGUGCAAAGUACAUAUCAUCACAAGGAAGAAUUAAUGAAUUUAAGUUCAUCCAUAGUGUCACAGACGUCAAUGUAUUUAUGUUCAACUUUCAGCAAUGAAAAUACUACAUUGAAAUUUUUAACUAUACUUGCUUUUAGGCUACUAUUUUCUGAUCAAUUUUAAUUACAUUUUUAUCUUCGCAUUAGCUCAUAUAUCUUCUAUGCUAUAAAUAUUGUCAAUGAUUGCAAUAGAUUAUAAUUAGUGCAAGUAAAUAACUCUAAUAUUUAUAAAUUUAUUGUCAUAGUUUAAUUAAAUAAAAUAAAAAUUAAUGAACUUACUCAUUGAUACAAAAGAAAAGUUCAAAAUAGAUGAUCGAACAGUUUAGUAGUAGUAGCCCGUUUUUGUAAUAUUCGAUGUUACAAAUUUUUGGCUGAUUAUAGGAACAUAGAAUGUUCUUCUAAUUUUUAUGGAAUAACAAAGCUCAUAACUGCCAUAUUUUUUAAACUUCCAUUAUUUAAAUUGCUAUCUAAUUACGCUGUAAUUGCUAUAUAAUUAAUAAAUACGACGGCACUGUGACACGAAUUCUAAACUUUUUAUAGUGUUUUUCUGACUGCCGACUGUCAAAACAUUAAGAUAAUAUAUUAAGAUUUUAGAAUCUUUUGAUGCAAAAUUAAAAUUAUAAUGAUGUUAAAAGAAUGACAAUGAAAUUGCUCAGCUGAGAGUAUUUCUAUCUUAUAUCAUCUUAGAUAUGAGAAAGACAAAAAGUUGAUUUUAUACAAAUACUUUAAUAUUCGUCGUUUUGAAGCGCUUGUUUCUAAGUCAUUUAAGAACAUGUUAAUGUGACUCUGUUAUUUAACCACUCUAUGAAAUAUUAGCAAUCAACUGUUAGGCAUUGGUAUUGUGCGGUAUUGAGCCCAGUAUAUAAUAGAACGUACUUUGUAAUCCUAUAAUUGAUUAGUAACUACAUUUUGUAAUAAAGUAUACAGUCUUA
This is a messenger RNA of Vespula pensylvanica (western yellowjacket), 5467 nucleotides long. RefSeq lists its product as uncharacterized. The record is from RefSeq and is a predicted model, not a curated record. Lineage: Eukaryota; Metazoa; Arthropoda; Insecta; Hymenoptera; Vespidae. The transcript has 6 exons. The coding region runs from base 413 to 4360 and encodes 1315 amino acids. Gene Ontology annotation, molecular function: DNA-binding transcription factor activity, RNA polymerase II-specific; RNA polymerase II cis-regulatory region sequence-specific DNA binding. Gene Ontology annotation, biological process: regulation of transcription by RNA polymerase II.